Messenger RNA from Homarus americanus (American lobster), 630 nucleotides. Its product is annotated as putative nuclease HARBI1. Bases 1 to 630 code for a protein of 209 amino acids. The transcript has a single exon. The record is from RefSeq and is a predicted model, not a curated record. Lineage: Eukaryota; Metazoa; Arthropoda; Malacostraca; Decapoda; Nephropidae.
AUGAGAUACAUGGCUACAGGAAAUUUUCAAAUAACUCUGGGAGACUGUUCAGACAUGUCUCAACCAAGUGUUAGCAAAUGUGUUCGGAAUGUUUCUGAUGCUGUUGCCACUCUUGCACCAGAUUAUAUUAAAUUCCCCUUUCCAGAACGAGAAGAAGAGUUCUUGCAAGAAUUUGCCUCUAUUGCUGGAAUGCCAGGUGUGAUAGGCUGUAUAGAUGGGACUCACAUUCCAAUCAAGAGCCCUGGAGAGCCAAAUCCUGAACUCCACAGGUGUAGAAAGAAUUUCUUCUCCAUUAAUGUCAUUGGCGUAUGUGAUGCACGCAUGAUAUUUUCAAACCUUGUCGUAAGCUGGCCGGGCAGUGCUCAUGACUCCCGCAUAUUCACAACUUCAAGAUUUUGUGAAAGUCUGCAGGCUCGGGAAUAUCGAGGCCUUCUCCUUGGUGAUAGUGGAUAUGCGUUGCAUCCCUACUUACUCACUCCAAUCCAUAAUCCAGCUAAUGAAAAGCAGAGGAAAUAUAACAGAUCUCAUAUUAAAACAAGAACUACAAUUGAAAGGACAUUUGGGGUGUGGAAGAAGAGAUUUGCUGUAUUGCAACAUUGUAGGAGCAAAGCUGUCUACUACCAAAAAUAA